Molecule: messenger RNA, 1222 nt
Organism: Musa acuminata AAA Group (dessert banana)
Lineage: Eukaryota; Viridiplantae; Streptophyta; Magnoliopsida; Zingiberales; Musaceae
Product: RING-H2 finger protein ATL73-like
Exons: 1
Coding region: 373-876 (167 amino acids)
Biological process (GO): protein ubiquitination
Molecular function (GO): transferase activity
Source: RefSeq, a predicted model, not a curated record
GGAAGGUGGGUCAUGUAUUUGAUUAAAGUCGAAAGAGUAAUGUAGGUAGGCAUCAUCUAAAUCUAAAGAGAUGACAGCUCCAAAGGAGCCCAAACCCCAAUGUUCCCAAGAUGCCAUCCCCUCCAAGCGCAUUACAUAGAGAAAGGGUUGGGUUAGUGGAUGAUCAUAGGAGCAUAUCUCAUUCCACCACCUUCUUCCUCAUUGCCUCUCUCUCUCUCUCUCUCUCUCUUUUGGUUGAAACAAGAAUACACCACCAACACCUCAAAUUCUCUCCCUUUGUCUUGCCUCCACCCUCCCCCCGCUCCCUCGUCUUCUUCCUUCCCUUACCUUUUAUCUACUUAAAAACGAAUAAGUUGGUGCUGCAACCCACCUAUGGAAGAGCCGUACCUUGCGAACUCCUCCACCAUCUCCCCCACCCACAGUCCCACCACCCCACCUCGCGAGACCCGCGGCGAGGCGUCGCUCGACUACGACGUCGUCGUCAUCCUGGCGGCCAUGAUAUGCGCGCUGGUGUGCGCGCUGGGCCUCAACUCGAUGCUGCAGUGCGUGGUGCGCUGCACCCGCGCCGCCCUCGCCGAGCCCGCCGGCUGGGUCACCCACCGCCGCCUCAACGCCGGGCUGAAGCGCGAGGACGUCGUGGCGCUCCCCGUCGCCACCUACGCCGCCGCGCCGCAGCAGGCCCCCGCCGGCUGCGCCAUCUGCCUCUCCGACUUCUCCGACGGGGAGAAGAUCCGGGUGCUGCCGGCGUGCGGCCACCGGUUCCACGUCGUGUGCGUCGACACGUGGCUUCUCUCCCACUGCUCCUGCCCCACGUGCCGCCGUCGCCUCUCCCCGCACGGCGCCGAGGCUCCGCUAGAGAUGGCCAUCGCUCCUUAAGUGCCUGCCGCCUUCUAUCUCCCUAUAGCAUGUAGCCAUAAGUGGUGUGAGCUCCAGCAAGCAGUACCACCGAGGGUGUUCAUGUGUUUCCACUUCUAAUGCUCGUAGAUCUUGGUAGAUUCUAUCAGCAUUUUGGGAGGCUUACUAUUCCAGUUGUACAUAGAGUUUUCUGAUGAAGCCGUGACACAACUUGUUCAAGGAAAGCUCGAGUCACAGAGCAGCAAAAGAGCUUCUUCUUCUUCUUCUUCUUCUUCUUCUUCUUCGCAAGACAUGCAGUGUCUUUUGUGUUGCAAGAAUGAUGCCAUCCACUUGGUGACAUCCAGAUAUAAAGAUGUGAUCUUGGCCA